AUGAAUGGCCGUCUCAGCUCCACCAAGAAGGAGUCUGCAUCUCCAGCAGCCGAUCCACCUAGCAUACCUCCCGCUCAAGCCGUACGAGAACAAACUGCAGCAGUACAAUCUCCAAACGGUCACCUCCAAGCUCCGACCGCGAGCAGCCAUCAACUGCCCGGAGACUUUGGCUCCUCUUCAUUCUCCAACUACCCGUCUCGCUCCCUCGGUUUUGAUUACGAUAGCAGCCGCCCUGAAUCGUCUGCGCAGGCAGCAGCACGUUAUGCCGCAACCAGCCCAGACUCACCCUCAGUCCCGCGCCCGCUCGAACAUGCCUUUGACCAUUUGUCUUCGCCCCUCUCGCCCGACGCGCCGCCAGGGCGCAUCGAACAUACUAACGACACCUUUGGACGAACCAGUGGCAAGAGUGCCAUCAGCGAGCCGCAAGACUCUCAGGCCAGUCGACGCAAGACCAGUCCAACGGAACGAGGCGCUUUCAGCUACCUUGCUUCCAGCUGUUCACAACCCAGUGCUUCCACUCAGAACGACGGGAUUGCAGAGUAUCUUAAACAAGGCUCAGUUCGGGGCCAUCGUCAGGACAAGAUUGAUGCGCUUGAAAAGGAACUCAACCUUUCCGAGACCUCCAGUCCCGUUGUUGACACCGGAAACAUCGCCAAUGACCAUGAUGGUGACGACGACAAUCACGGCAUGAGAACGGCUGGCGCCUUGAAGCCCGCGUCCUUGGCAGCACAGGCAACGCCAAAAGGCUCCCAUCCAACUCUGUUCGGCAUAGGCAGCGAUAGUGACACCCCGGACCGUACCUUUGGCAGGCCUUCUCACGAUCAGAGCCGGCAGACCACGAACAGCGGCGGAAGCCGUCCACCCGAGGAUCGCUCGCGCCCUUCUCAUUCGGACACUACCUCGAGCCGCGACACGGAUCUUUCCAAUGACCCUGCCUACGGCGUUGGCGAGGCAGGAGGUUCUCAGCAACUCGCAGUUGUAACACGCACACUCACACCCCAUCAGCUUCAACACCAACAAGAGCUUGAUCGCAUCAGCCAGCAGCGCGAUGCCGUCACCCCCAUCUCCUACUCGACCGCACUCGGAUCGCCAACAUCGGCAAGGGCUGCUCAGCGUACAUCUCAUCAGUCCAAUGCAACCGUCAUGGCAACCACCACCUCGCUGUCGUCCUCUUCCACCCCGAAACAUGACGCACGGCUCAGUCGACAGACGGCAACAACUAGUCCUUCCGUUAUCGCGCAACCGCUCAUCUCCAGCGAGGCAAACGAGCAUCAGCCUGCCUUUGGACACCGACCUUUGUUUGAAGGCGAGGUAGUGCGUGAUGGUUCAGGAUCACAGGACUCUAUCAACGCUCUCAAUAGCCCUGCAUCGCCGCAGACGCAAGAGGGCCUGGCUCCCACCAGAUCCGCAUCGGUCAGGGUCAAAACACCCAUCUUUGGAAACACGCUGGCCGAGCUUCCGCCAGGACAAAGGGCUUCAAUGGUGGGUGCACUGCACGAAAGCGCCGCUGCGCCCUUCCCGUCGACCGGCUCCAUGCACGGUGCGCCUACCAAUCUGACUUCUGCGUCACCGUCAUCCUCAGCGCACGCUGACUACGCGACGCAGAGUCAGUCCAACUACCCUGCGGGUCCGUCGCAAGCUUACUUGUACGGACCGUCGCCGCAAGCCGUGGGACAACGACAGUAUGAAGCGACGCGAGAGCUCGACUUCUACUCUGCCCAACCACAUCAUCAUGAUGACGUCGUGGACCAAGACGAUGGAUACGCUCGCAAGGUGCUGGAUGAUCGUGCAAGAACUCCGCAUCUGCCUCAGCUGGGCGACAUGUACGCUGGCGCACCGAAAUUUCCCCCCUCUCCUUACGCGCAGUAUCGCGAUCUGCGCCUGUCGUCUCGAGUCGCCAGGGUCCAUCACACCAUCUUGCCGUUGCUCACGUAUGCGCACAUUCCGGCGACGCUGUUCCUCGACUACAAUGUCCUCUUUUCUUUGACGCAGAUUGCGCUGCACCCGGACAAUGCACAGACGGGGAUCAGGACGGCCUGGUGGAUCGCUCUGGGCAUCUACGCUGGCUGCGUUCUCGUGUGGCUUGUCGGAGUCGUUGUUCUCUACGAAGGAUUCUGGAGCUUUCGACGCCGUUGGACGGUUUCACAGCCGCUUGUCAUGCCCAUCUACCUGUCUAACCCUGCCUUCACGCGCACGGCGAUCAAGGACUACUCUCUCUACAGCCUGCUCUACCGAGCUCGAAGCACGGGAAGACGACGCGAUUCGCUCAUCGAGUCGUUCUGGCACUAUUCGCAGAAUUGGCCCACUGUGCUCACGCUGGUGCCGCGCGGCGUGAUUUCGGCCAUCCUGCUCGUACUGUACAAGCCCGCUGGUCCAGCUUUGGUGACACGCGGUGCCAGAGAUCCCUUCUACUUUGACCAAGAUACGGAGCGUUUGAGUCGAUUUGCGUUCAUCGUAAUUACAUUCCAAGCUGCUUGGGCUGCAUGGAAGCUCGGCGUCCUGCUUGUGGCCAACAUUGGUCUUGCGGCGACGCUUGGGUUCAAGAGCCUCAUUCAGCAGGAACAGGAUCGCAACGCCGUCGCCAACACCGAAAUGGCAGGCUUUGCGGGCUACAGCCGAAGCGCUCUCGCGGCGAGACAAAGCGGAUCACCAGUGGGAGGGGAGGGAAUGGUGGCGGACGAUGGAGAUGUUGUGCAACGCGCCAGUCAUCGACGCUGGGCAUGGCGUUGGCGAGCCGAGGAUCGCAUCCGCGCCAUUCUGUUUGACGCCGGCUUGUUGCAGCACCAGCCGGUUGCCAUGCAUGGCUGGCGACACGAGCAGAAAGAAGCGGGUGAAGCUGGCGCUGACCAAAGCCAUGCCGGUGCAAGCCCAUUCCAACCGACACAAAUGCAUUCAACGAUGAACGGUCAGACGGUACGAGGCGACGAAACACACGGCCAGACCGAACAGCAGCGAGACUGGGAUGGUGCCUACCUGCGUCAAUCGCAAACCGGCCUCGCCCUCACUUCUCCCGAAGCCAUCCAGCCCGAGUUUUGGGCGACUGGCGCACAUACACAGCACACGGACGAUGCUGCUGGCUUAGCGCCUGCUGCACCGAUUUUGCAGAGCUUCCACGUCCAGCACCUCGAAUCGUCGCCGUCGAACGAGGGGGGCGAUAUCAGUGAUGCCAGCGAUCCGUACUCGCCCGCUCCUCUACCCAUCGGUCGCAGUCCUCGGUCUAAGGAGCAGUUGCGGAGUGCAUCGUCCAUGUCGUCACGCAAUGAUCCUGCGAGCUUGCGCGCUUCGAGCAUUUCUUCGCUCAACCGUCUUGCGGCUCUCAAUGUGCAGCACUCGGAAUCACCAGAUGUAGCGCAGGACGAUCCGAGCUCGGCGUUGGGGGUGCAGCCCAGCAAUGUCGACAGCACGGUCGGGGAUGUGCAUGCAUCUUCGUCGGCGAGGCCGUUGCAGUCCUCGAGCGAUGCGGGUCCUCUGAGCGAAUGGAGAGGACGCAAGCGACCGCGAAGCUCUCCUGUGCCAGCUGAUCUGCCGGGCUUGAACCCGGGUGGCAUGGCCAGCGAGACGCGCGACUGGCUGCAGACUCAGAUUGACGAGGAGUCAGACGAGCGAGGAGAGCAGGAAGAGCGAGGAGAUGCAGAAGCAGCGUUCAGCAAGGCAGCUGCGUUUGACAAUGACGGCAGGAUCAUGCACACUUUCGUACCGAUGCCUGCAUCGUUCGCCAUGUCCAAGGAUCCGUCUCUAGCGGGCUCGCCUGAUCACGGCGGGAGCGACACGAAGCACGGCUCAUGGACGGCGGCUCCGCCCAAUCCAGAGCUCUUUGCUGGAAAGCCGGCAACCUUGGCUGUGACGCUUCCGCCACGACGAGAUGCAGACGUGCACAAUGCCUCGUCCACCUCGCUAGGGUCUUUGGUGAAAGGCGGUCGAUCGGGCGCGUCUGCGGGUCCGCGAUUGUCUGGUCAUGGUUAUGAGGCAUCCUCCGAAGACGGCAUGAGCUUGGAAGGCAUCGAGGGAAGUAGAAAGCCAGGGCGCAACUCGCUGCUGGGCCGAAUGACAAACAAGUCGUCCUCGGAAAGCAGCAGGCGUAGCGGUAGUGGCGGUCGAACAGAGGGUGAGUCUUGGAUCACGUCGCUCUUUGGCGGCUCGCGAUCGACCUCGCACAAGGUCUCCGCGGCUGGGCAGGGGUCUCCGCCCAGAGCCGCAGGAGGCUCGACCGGUGACUUGACGGCGAUGCGACGAUCGGGGUCGGACCCUCGAUCGGAGGCAGAGCAUGCUGUGCACGAUGGUGUGCCUACGGUGAUCACCACUUCGGCGUCUACGAGCCUUCCGACGGCUGACAGCGGCAGCGUGCAUCAGCAUUACGGAGCGGCAGACGCAGAGCAAAGUGGUGGGAAUGCUCAUCCUGCAUAUGAACGAAUGCUGCCCGAAUCGCUGCUGUUGGCACCGGCCGGAGCGGCUGAAAAUGGAAGCAACCGACCAGCUUCACCCUCGGAUAGCCACCAUUCCAACGUGUCGGCUGAAACGGACGACUCGGAGGAACGACGACUUUGGGCUUCGUUCCCCACGCAGACCCGACGCCAUCCACCGGGGCUCGUCGCCCUCGAUCUGGAGCAGCGAACGCUCGCCGAGAGGAGGAUGACUGCUGCUGCGCACGAGAACAACGCGGCCAUGCAACAGCAGCAACAGCAACAACAACGUCUGGCGUAUGGAGGCGCAACACCUGCGCCUGGUUUGCCAGGAUCGACGCUCAACCUGUCGCCGUUGAUGCACCCAAGUGUGUUGGUGGCGAUCGGGAACGGUGCACCCAUGGUUGGGCUGCCUGGAAUGCUUGGCGGUGUAGGCCAGGUGUCGGUGAGCCCGUCCGAGGGGGGACUGCAUGCGAUCCGGGAGGAAAGCUGGACGUCAUCGCUCGAUUCGCGUUCGCAGGGUGCGAGUGGAAGCACGAGGAGUCGGGGCACUGCUUCGGCCGUGACCGCAUCGCCUGUCGAUGCUGACUUCCCUCUGGAGCAGAUCGAGGAGGUGGCCGUACCGCAUCACUCGAGCAACGCCAGCAUGAGGUGGUAG
This is a messenger RNA of Sporisorium graminicola, 5058 nucleotides long. RefSeq lists its product as uncharacterized. The transcript has a single exon. Bases 1 to 5058 code for a protein of 1685 amino acids. The record is from RefSeq and is a predicted model, not a curated record. Lineage: Eukaryota; Fungi; Basidiomycota; Ustilaginomycetes; Ustilaginales; Ustilaginaceae.